AUGGGGGCUCGGGGCCCACUGCAGCCCGCACUUGUAGCCCGGUCCGAUGGACAGGCCCUCGAGAAUGGCUUCCUCGACAAGUAUGUACGAGGUUCACAAGUGUGGCCCUGCUGGGGCCUCGUUGAUGGACCCACUGCGCAGAUCAAGCAGAAGCGCGGCGUCAUCUGCGGUCCCGACAGUGCCAAUGAAGCCAGUGUCUCCACGUACCCGCCUCAUUUCAAUGCUCAUCACGUGCCCGAGCACCACACGAGGACAGCACUCAACAACAGCCGAAAGGCUGAGGUCAAGGCUGCCGGGCUCAUUGCAGGCGAGAACUGGGCAGCACGCUGUGAACCAGUUUUGGAGCGCCAGCCGCCGAAUCAUGAGACACAUCCGCGAGACUGCCCGAUAGCACACAUCCGUGAGCGUGCAGAAGGAGAUCACCAGUUGGCACGAGUCCGCGGUGGUCUCAUGCCGAUGAGCUACCCGGUGAACCCGGAGCGCGAGUGCAAGACGGUUGGCAUGCAGCGCGUGGAGGAUCCCACCUUCCGCACGCGAGGCCAGUUGUUGGAGACUCGCAAAGAACUCAUGAAGCGGGACAACGAGGAGUUGAGGCUGAAUGGCGACGAGUACUAUGUGCCCCUCUCCAUCAGGAAUGGGGAGAGGGAGGUCGAGGAGUUUAACUUCCGACGGCCGAAAGAAGAGCCGAUGACGCUUACAAGACUGAAGGACAAUAGACUCAAGGACAAGAUUGAGUACGAAAUGAAUCACUUCAGCUUUCCGCGGAGCUUUCCGCGAGAGUACCCGAAGUACUCUGACCAUCCCGACAUUCCCUUCUGGGUGUCCAACGCCGAAGAUGCCAGAAUUGGGAGUAGCCCACCGCAGACUCUGAGCAGGAACCACAGCGAGCCUGCGUUCAAAGUCACCGAGCUGCCCUUCGGAGAGGAACAAAGGGAGACUUACGAAGCGAUGCCAGACUCCGCCAAAGCGCUGGCCGCGGGCAAGAUGACCCUGGGCCGCCAGACCGAGCUGGGCAGCAAGACGGUGAAGCGCUGGUCCACUGAUAUGCUGGAGCGGGGUCAGGUUUUGCUGGGAUCCCCUCCCGCUUACGAGGUCGGCCAGAGCGAGAAGAGACGCUUGGGGGAUGCUUUGCAGCAGGAUACCGAGUGUUCCUCUGGCAAAAAAUGCGCUUUCCAGUUUCUGCAAUUUGCGGCUGCCGUGGAUGUGCAAGAGGGCAACAGCGAUGCAGAGAGUGAUGCGACCGAUCACCAGAUGGUGAUUUUGAAAAAUCUCCAUACUUUCGAAAGCCGAGGUACCACGUCUGUGACCAGGUGGAAGUGGGGCCCAGCAAGUGCCUGGGAGGGAGGUGUAUCUGCGCUCAGGGUUGGAGGGGGAGAGAUGGAAAAUGCAUUCCCGUGGAUCAACAAACAUGCGCCAAGAAGACCGGCGGCGGGUGUCGAUUCUGGGGCUGUGCAUCAUCGAGAGGUGCUGUAG
Molecule: messenger RNA, 1473 nt
Organism: Symbiodinium sp. CCMP2456
Lineage: Eukaryota; Dinophyceae; Suessiales; Symbiodiniaceae
Source: the annotation of a GenBank genome assembly